CGCGGUACCGAUGGGUGGUCCAAGCGUUUCUCCACCAGAAAAUUUCAAUCUACUGUCGGGGCGAUGUCUUUGAGGUUUACUUCGACUUUGAGCUAUUCGAUCCGUUCGUUUGCCUUGGGUACAGUCAGGCAUUCGGCGUCCUACCGAUGGCGGAGCUAUCUAUCAUGGCUUCCGCCGUUUUUUCUCUAGCUCCGUUCUAUCAGGAGCAGACCGCCUGUCGAUCUUCAAAGGAGAUUUCAACAACCUUACCAGGUUAUGGUAAUAGAAGUGAGUUCUUAAAAUCAACUUCAGUGCUGGUUGGCUUUCCUCCUGUUGAAGAGAAAUUGCUUCCCAAGAACCUAUUCUCAAGAUAUAACCAGCCUCACAGAUCAAUUCCAAUGGUGGAAAAACCUGUCCUUAUAGACAUGCAAGGUUCUAUGCUUUAUCAAUAUGCUCAUCCUGAUUCGGUCCUUUUUAGCUUUGGGAUUGCUGAGCAGCCUGCUAGACAAGAAAAGAUCCUGAAGCUUCUUUUCAGCGGGUACAAUGAGGAAGACGGCAUAGACACUUCAUUGCUGUCUGAUCUUAUGGGACUUAAAACUGUGGCUAUUGACACUCGUGAUAUGUUUUCCCGUUAUGAGGUUGAAGCACACGAUUCAGAUCAUCUUCUUCGCUCAGCAAGCCAAUUUCACAUCCCAAUACCUCUUGCGGAUUGUUCGAAUGGUGCACAUAUUGCCGUACAUCCCUAUGAUAGAAUGCUGCUCUCACGUGUUGAGUCUGAGAUCAAGGAUCUACUAUCAGUUGCUUCAGAAUACAACAUAUUGAAGGGUUUUACUACAAGCAAUAAGUCGUCAAUGGUAGUCCCCUACUUUACAAGAUCUCGUGGUGGACAUGCAAGAAAUAAUAGUCAAGGAUCAGUGUUAUCAAAUCAAACGGUAGCUCCAUCAAAGAGCUCCGAAAACAUCAAACUUAAACCAUCGCCGAAGAAGAAGCAGGGCAAGAAUGCGGUGAAGGAGAGAGAUCAUCACGAGAAGAGCUACUUUCGUGCCUGCGAAAUUCUCCUCUCCGUUGUCAUCAACACGAAGAGCAGCCACACGGUUAUCCUUUCACUGAAGAAAUCGGCCCCGGAAAUAACCCAACUCCUGUCCCAAUUCUCUGCCAGCAUUGCCGGAACCGGCCUCGCCGUCCUCUUAUCGGUAGCAUGCAAGACUCCGGCUGGAAGAAUGCCGUUCAACUCAGCCAAGGUUCUGAACGUAGGAGUUGGUAUAGGAUUCUUCUGGCUUUCAUGGGCUGUCAAUGGGUUGCGAGAGACCAUUUCUGAGAUCAGCAGGAGCUCACAAAAAAUUAAACUUACAGAGGAGGAGAUAAUUGGGAGGGUGGAUGGAAGCGUGAAUGAAGUUCUUUUCAAAGCUCUGGCUUUGUUAGCCAUGGUUUUCUUGAGGUUUGCGUAGUUUUGAGGUUUUUUUCUUCUUACCUUCAAGUCCUAUAGGAUUUUUGGUGUGUAAAUUUUGAUAUUGUAUGGAUUUGAUUGUAAAUAUUUGUACAUUUUGGAAUCUAUGACUUGGAUUGUAUCUGCUCUUUUUUAUUAAGGGGCUUUUACAUGCAUACCGCACGA
Molecule: messenger RNA, 1591 nt
Organism: Phalaenopsis equestris
Lineage: Eukaryota; Viridiplantae; Streptophyta; Magnoliopsida; Asparagales; Orchidaceae
Exons: 5
Coding region: 147-1427 (426 amino acids)
Source: RefSeq, a predicted model, not a curated record